Pecten maximus is the source of this 1143-nucleotide messenger RNA. RefSeq names its product putative nuclease HARBI1. The transcript has 2 exons. NCBI's taxonomy places the organism in Eukaryota, Metazoa, Mollusca, Bivalvia, Pectinida, Pectinidae. The record is from RefSeq and is a predicted model, not a curated record. Bases 1 to 1143 code for a protein of 380 amino acids.
AUGGCUGGCCAGAAUAGCAUUCUCGCUGCUAUCAUGAUGAUGAAUGACGAUGAUGACGAAAAUGAAACAUGGUUUGACAUGUUUACCACAACAAUGCUUGCCUAUGUUGCCCAAGCGACUUUAAGAAACCCAAGAUCCAGAAUCCAUGGGUAUGUUGAGGAUGUCGUCCCCAGAUACAAUGAAAUGGAGUUCCGGCGAAUGUUUCGAAUGUCAUGUGAAACGUUUGAUACAGUAAGCAAUCAUCUAAAAAACUGUCCAGAGCUCUAUGUUGGUGGAUAUGGUGGUCGAGAACCAGUUUCAGUAGAAAAACAACUUUAUAUAACAUUGUGGUAUCUUGGAGGUACUGACAGCAUAACUAGAAUCGCCGACAGAUUUGGGGUCUCAGAAUCGUCUGUAAUUUUGUCAAGAAAACGAGUCAUCGACACAAUCUUAAACAAUCUCAAAUCGAAGUUCAUUUCUUGGCCUCAUGGUCAGCUUCUUCAGGAUAAUGUUGACAAUUUUGAGAGACGUAAUGGAUUUCCAGGUAUUGUUGGUGCCUUGGAUGGCACACAUAUCUCGAUUAAAGCCCCACAAGAAAAUCCCCAGUCAUAUGUUAACAGAAAAAAGACUCACUCGUUGCAGUUACAAGCUGUAUGCAAUUCAGAAAUGAUCUUUACAGACUGUUUUGCUGGUUUUCCAGGAAGCUGUCAUGAUGCUAGGGUCUUGCGCAAUUCUCCUUUAUUUGAAAACGGAUUAGCUUUGUGCAAUGGAAAUCACAUACUCGCUGAUGGGGCUUACCCUUUGCGUCAUUGGCUUCUAACCCCAUACAGAGAUAAUGGCCAUCUUUCUCAAGAACAAAUAAAUUUCAAUUAUGUACAUUCGUCAAAUAGGGUAGUGAUUGAAAGAUCAUUCGGCCUACUCAAAGGAAGAUUCAGACGUCUGCAUCAUGUUGAUACUCAAAGUGUCCAAACUGCAGUUGAAAUAAUCAUGGCAGCAUGUGUACUGCAUAACAUUUGUCUGAUGGAAAAGGAUGACAUUGCAGAGUUCAUGGGAGCAGACGAUGACGUGGACGGUGAUUUACAACAAAAUUUCCAGAUGCAGGAGAAUGAGGCUGAGGGAGUUGUGAAAAGAAAUCUUCUUGCAAGAACAUUGUUUAGACAUUAA